Messenger RNA from Staurois parvus, 275 nucleotides. Lineage: Eukaryota; Metazoa; Chordata; Amphibia; Anura; Ranidae. The record is from the annotation of a GenBank genome assembly.
GUGAGCUGUGAUUGGUCACAGCUUGUCACAUGGUACAAAACUGUUGUGAAUAGCCUUGUACCAUGUGACCUCUGUGAUCAUUCACAGAUUUCACACGUAUGAAACACCGAUCGUCGGACGGGACCUCUGUACGAGGUCCCGAUCAUGUGAUCACUGAUUGGCCAAUCAGUGAUCACAUGCAAAGUAGUAAACAAGAUGUCACUUCUGACAUCAUUGCUUACUACGUGUGAAAUCUGUGAAUGAUCACAGAGGUCACAUGGUACAAGGCUAUUCAC